GGGUGUCUGAGGGAGAUGGAGAGCUCGGAGGCUGACACGUUAGGCGGCGGUGUUCGCUCUGAUUAACACAAUAAAUACUGAGAUUAAGGUUCUGUUUGCCUCAGUAACUGCGGUAUAAACACUGAGGUAACAGCUUCACUGUCGUCGGAGCCCCAGUGAUGGCGGCCCUGUCGGAAGAGGUGCUGUUGGUGGUGAAGAGGGUCCGGCAAAGGAAACAGGAUGGAACACUUUAUCUUAUGACUGAGCGCAUAGCCUGGGGCCCAGAGGGAAAGGAUCGCUUCACAGUCAGCCACCUGUACGCUGACAUCCGCUGUCAGAAGAUUAGUCCUGAUGGAAAAGCAAAGAUCCAGCUUCAGUUGGUACUACACACAGGAGAAAGCACCACUUUCCACUUUGCUAAUGAAAGCACAGCUCUAAAAGACCGGGAUGCUGCCAAAGACCUCUUGCAGCAGCUCCUGCCCAAGUUUAAAAAGAAAGCUAACAAAGAACUAGAGGAGAAAAACAGGAUGCUGCAGGAGGAUCCGGUGCUGUUUCAGCUCUAUAAGGAUCUGGUAGUGAGUCAGGUUAUCAGUGCAGAGGAAUUCUGGGCCAGUCGACUAAAGCUGAAUUCUGUCGAUCAUGCUCUUUCCAACAACAACAAGCAGGAAGUGGGAAUAUCGGCAGCUUUCUUGGCAGACAUUAGGCCCCAGACUGAUGGAUGUAAUGGCUUGAAAUACAACCUGACCUCUGACAUCAUUGAAUCAAUCUUCAGAACCUACCCUGCAGUUAAACAGAAGUAUGCUGAAAAUGUGCCUCACAACCUGACGGAGAAAGAAUUCUGGACACGAUUCUUUCAGUCACACUACUUCCACAGAGAUCGCAUCAACACUGGCCAGCAGGAUAUUUUUUCGGAGUGUGCCAAGCAGGAUGAGAAAGGUCUGAAGUCCAUGGUUGUUCAAGGUGUUAAGAACCCAAUGGUGGACCUAAUGUCUCUGGAGGAUAAAACAUUAGAUGAGGGCUAUGGAUCUUUAACAGCUCUUCCCAACUCAAGUAAAACUGUAAAGGAGAAUAGCAACUCUGCCAUCAUUAAACGCUUCAACCAUCACAGUGCCAUGGUGCUGGCAGCUGGCCUACGCAAAGUAGAGGCAUCCAGUGACCAGGCCAGUGAGACCAGUAGCACUGAUGGAAAUUCCAGAGACUCAGACUUCUUCCAGCCUCCGAUUAAAAAGGUGAAAUUGCAAGAGGCUAUUGAGUAUGAGGACUUGCAGAAUGAGUCUGGGCCUAAAACCAUUGCUUUGAACCUGAAAAAAUCUGACAGGUAUUCCCAUGGCCCAGUUCCUCUGCAGUCUCAUCAUUACUCCACCAGUCAGGAUAUCAUCAAUUCAGUCAGCUGCAUUCAAGAAGAGAUAAGCUGCUAUAAACCCUGCCUUACUCGGGUGAUGUCCAGCAGUGCUGCUAGUUCAGCUAUUACAGCCCUCUCUCCUGGAGGAGUACUAAUGCAAGCUGGAGCCCAGCAGACUAUCAGUCAGUUGGUUUCCACUGAUGUUCAGAGUGAGCUAAAGCACUUGUACACAGCAGCAGGAGAGCUGCUACGGCACUUCUGGUCCUGUUUUCCAGUGAACACACCCUUCCUGGAAGAAAAGGUUGUCAAGAUGCAGUCCAAUUUGGAGAGAUUCCAGUCGACUAAGCUCCACCCAUUUCAAGAAAAGAUCCAGCGGGAGUACUUGAGUACCAACCUGACCAACCAUGUGGAAGAGAUGAUCCAAGCAGCCUAUAACAAGUUCCAUGCCUGGCAGACGCGCCGUAUGUUGAGGAAAACUUGAAGGAAGAGAAGCUGGACAUAAUCAUUUGAAAGAGGCAAUAGGCUAUAGGGGAAAAUGGAAAGAGGGAGAAAGAACUGGCUCUCCCUUUUUAGGCCAGCAGGGCCGCUCCACCCAGAGUUGAACGUGUAGAGGGAGAGGCCAUCUAUGUCUAGAUGGACAGGACUUGACUCUCUCCAGUUUGGUCCAUGUGGAGAUGGACUGCACCAAUCACAAUAACUGUAGUUUUUUUUUCAUCGCUCUUAUUUUGUUUGUAAUGUUUAACUUUGUUUUGCUUUUUUCUCUCCCUUAUGUUUAGUGGUUGAGAAGUUGUCUGGCUUCCUAGUUAAGAGUGGAAUCAGACAUGUACUUUGACAGUGUUGAAUUUUAUGACCAAACUGUGGGCUUAAUGAUACCAGAGGAAGUAUUCUCAGGAACUUAAAAUGUUCAAUGCAAUGGACUUUGUGUGAUGGGGAAUUUUUAAAUGAUGCACAGAAAUGGACUAAAAGACAAAGCGGACUUUAUAUCAUAUACCAAUUUAUACCAUGUCAGUGCAAAGCAGUAUGGCUCUGUAGAGACUUUGGGUGCACUGGACACCCCGAGGUCCGUGUGAGGGAGGGGGUAUGAAUAAAGCAAUACUGUAAAAAUACUUUUUCUAUAGUGCAUUACUGAAGUGUGCUACGUGCAUACAGUCAGCUGCACUGCUCUGUGUCUAUCCUAACUGCACUGAAGACAAAUUUCUGGAUGUUACUCAAAAUAAAGUCAUUGAGAUUCCUACUGUACUCA
Pygocentrus nattereri (red-bellied piranha) is the source of this 2564-nucleotide messenger RNA. RefSeq names its product general transcription factor IIH, polypeptide 1 (gene gtf2h1). NCBI's taxonomy places the organism in Eukaryota, Metazoa, Chordata, Actinopteri, Characiformes, Serrasalmidae. The record is from RefSeq and is a predicted model, not a curated record. Gene Ontology annotation, cellular component: transcription factor TFIIH core complex; transcription factor TFIIH holo complex. Gene Ontology annotation, biological process: transcription by RNA polymerase I; nucleotide-excision repair; transcription by RNA polymerase II. The transcript is spliced from 15 exons. The coding region runs from base 159 to 1802 and encodes 547 amino acids.